Messenger RNA from Osmia lignaria (orchard mason bee), 2836 nucleotides. RefSeq lists its product as uncharacterized. NCBI's taxonomy places the organism in Eukaryota, Metazoa, Arthropoda, Insecta, Hymenoptera, Megachilidae. The record is from RefSeq and is a predicted model, not a curated record.
UUAAAUGAACCGUUUGCAACCCUGAAUAAAUAUAGAUAUCGUGAAAUAAACGAGAUCGUUGAUAAUUACGUCAUUUUAAUUGAUUAUUAAAAUACAUUCGAUUGGUUAUAAUGUUCAGAUAAUGAUAUCUUCAUUCCCGUCAUACGACGAAGAGCUUUUAAAUAGCGCCUAUGCGAACAUUAGUCUAAUAGCAGACAAAGCGUGGACGUUUGACAAAGAAGACCCCUUUCAAAAAUUGAAUCAAUCACUGUGGAUUCAGUAUCAUAAGGUGAGCGUAAAAUAUAAAGAAAAUGUCGAUUAUCGAGCGAAACGCGUCCGUGACGUUAUUCCGGAAUCUCGUUUGGCCAUUUACGGUAAUUACGAGUACAACGAGGAACGUGAAGCCACGUAUAAACCGGAAGACGGGAAAGGAUCUACUCCAUUACGAAAUUUCUGCUGGACGGAAGUUAGCGAGUCGUGGAUGCUACCCGACGUCGAAAAGUACUUCAGCUGGUUAACUUCUCACCGGUCACGCUCGAAUCAUGAAUUGUUAGUUUGCCAUAUUAAUUUUUACAAUAACGUAUACCCCAUUGAAAUUGCAAAACUAACAUUACCAAGUUCGAAAAUUAGAACACCGGAAGUCGACGAUGCAUCGAAAAUCGCGUCCAGUUUUAAAUCAGAUUGGGACGACUUGCAGAAUAAAUACAAGUUGAGCCAAGAAUCGAGAAACGCGUCACGCUUAAGCAAGGAAAUUGAAUCGGAUGCUGGCGAGAAAGCCCAGCAUCAACGAUACACGAUAGAAAAUUCUAUGGAGAUGCAGCUGCACAUUCGCGUAACCAGCGAAGCGGUUCGAAACCUAUGGAAAUUGGGUAGCAACGUUCAUCGACAAUUCGUUCAACAAAGAACACGUUUGCAGUGUUAUCAUCAGUCACAGCAACCUCUCACGAAUCCUCGGGAAAACUGUCUUGGCAAAGAACGUCCACAACAAUUUUAUUAUACUUUUCAAUAUAGACCUCUGAUAUUCAGAACAGAAUAUCAAACUGCGCGUACAGAAACCUAUGGAAUGUCCAGCAAACACUUGCCGCCGGUUUUGAGCCCAGAAGUACCUGAAUUUUUCCCAAAAGUACCCCCCAUUGUCAGAUUAAACAAGGAACAGAAUACUAGUCGACUUCAGUAUUUCCCAUCCCUUAACGAAAGAAGUUAUCAAAAUGAAUUGUUCCCGUAUAAUAGAACUCACGGGAACAUUGGAACUGUGUAUCAGAAUACCGGAAUACCAUUAUUACCAGCUACAGACACAACAACUACGUUUAUCCGACAUCCCCCACAAUGGUACCAAAGAAUGAUACCACCCUCUAGCCAGAUACACAUAUCCAGCUCUACUUCACCACCUCGAAUGUGUACCUCGAUACAACCAUUAAGAGCUACCACCAUUACUCAUCAUCCCUUACAAGUACAAGAAAAAUUUCUGCAACCAAACCCCAUACCGAUACCGGUAUACCAACACCCUAUAGAGCUGUAUCAUGAAACUGGUCAAAAAAGAAAGAACCAAGGUGUUGAUUUUAAAAACCUAAUAUUAUUAACGAAAAACGCGAUGAAAGCUCAUCGUGGUCAAUCGAAACAAUCUCAUGAAAAACCUACCUACGUACUAGAAACUAGAAAUAGAUCAUCUAAAACAGAAUCACAGAUGUUUCGUUGGUUGGAUAAAAGCUGUUCAUCGAAAACAAGAGAGUACGGUUCUAGCAAUACACUGGUUUCUGAAUUGAGUAACUUUGAUGGAAGAAACGAGAGAAGAAGAGCAGCAUCAAGUUCGAGAAGAGAAAAGGAUGGAUCAAAGAAUAACGAACGUUUAAAGACAGAAAUCGGCAUAAUCUCUAAUCAAGAAGGCUCAAGUACGACGAAAUCUAAUAACGAGAGAGAUCAAAAGGAAAUUCGAAACAGAAGAAGACUUUAUAGAGACGUAUUGACGAAUGCUUCGGUGAAUCAAACUAUGUUUGAAAACGUAUUUGAGAAAAGGUACGACGAAUUAGAGAAACAAGCAAUGGAACAGUACAGAAGCUCGGAAGAAUCUUUGGCGCUUAAAUAUCAAGAACUCGAACGUCAAGCGUUGGAACAAUACCGAUGUUGUGGUAACGUACAAGACGAUGACUCGAUGGAUAGUAAACAAAUCAAUGAGGACUCGACGAGAAACGUGAAGGAUGCCAGUUGCUUUGACGGACAAAGGUGUUCUGGUUUUGGAAGGUGUAGUCCUUUGAACGCUGAGGAAAAAGAGGAAAGAGAUUCUUUUUUGCAAAGUCAAGAUAAUGUUGCGCGAACGGAAACUAAAAGGGAACCGGUCAAUUCUGGACGACCCUUGUACGAUACGAGCCCCCGAUCGACUGUCCUCUCGAAAAGUUUUACCGCCAUGUCCGAAAAAAUUUCUUAUGAAUCGAAAAACACAUGUAAGGGUGCAUCAGGUGAUAAAACCGGUAAACACGUUUCAGUGCGAACGUCAUCGAAAAGGCGUCUGAUACUGGUGUCACCCUUCGAAAAAGAAUCAGAGGCUAAACUAACGAGGACAACCGAUCUAGAAGAAUUUUAUUGCAUCGCUCAAGGGAGUAAAAAUAUUUUUGGUUACUAUAAUAAUUCCAAAGUUGGACAAAUCGGGGCUGGAGAUGAAAAUAUUACUUUUAUUCAAUCUCCUAGAACGGAAGUCUGGCUCUCAGGUUUUUGGACGACAUAGAAACUGGACUUCAGGAUAGUCAUUCAAGGAGAUACGAACCUUGUAAGGGCAAUUCAUUGAAAAGAUCAAUUAUUAUAUAAUCCAUGAAGUAAUGUAUUUUUAAAUAUGAUAAUAAAUGCUUCAAUACUGUAUAAUUUA